Molecule: messenger RNA, 3750 nt
Organism: Neurospora tetraspora
Lineage: Eukaryota; Fungi; Ascomycota; Sordariomycetes; Sordariales; Sordariaceae
Exons: 2
Coding region: 1-3750 (1249 amino acids)
Source: RefSeq, a predicted model, not a curated record
AUGCCGGGAACAAGCCUGCCGACAUACCAAGAGGCUACCAGGACAGUGGACUGGCUGGAGCUGGCUGGCCCCUCCAUCUCGAUCCGAGACUAUGCCCGACUUUGCCGUGUGUCUAGGCACUUUUGCGAUUAUUUCCUCCCCAGGCUCUGGACCGAUCCGUUUGCCAUCUGCUACGCCCUCGAGCCAACAACCAGGCUUGAUGGGGAAACUCCGAGAACCGAACUGUUCUUGCGUACCGUUCCUGAUACCCGUUUGAGCACCCGUUCCCUGGUUUUCGCGUUCACUCCACGUAUCAGGGACUGGCUAUUCAUGCUCGGCCGUUACCCCGAAACUUACUCACCCUCCUCCUGGUUCGCCAACUUGCGCUGUAUGACCCUGAUUGAUUGUCCUCCCCCAAACGACCACGAGCAUAUAAUCCAAUUCAGUGCUAGCCAGUUUCCAACCCGACCGUAUGUCGUGGCCGCCGUCAGGUGUUCUCGGCUGCCAGUACAAUGGCCUGCCUCAAAACGCUUCCGGGAAGUCGUCUACUUUGAUGACUCUCGGACCCACCAGUCUGGUCCAACCCGGCCGCGCUUCCAGGGUAUGCACCGCUUACGCAUCCUGAGGGCGACAGGCCACAAUAUGGGAGACUCGGGCGCUGCACAAAUCUUCCACGAUCUUGGGCGGAGGUUAUGGAGUCUUGAUCUCUCCAACAACCGCUUGACCAAUCGCUUUCUCCAAAACGUCGUCCAGUCCGACAAACUCAGGGGUCGUAGCCAGCUCGGGAACCGUCAUGAGGAUGGAUCAUGCAUAUGCUUUGGCCGCGGCCAUCACCACGAACUGGAAGGCUCUUUAUGCUCUAGCGGGAUGGGUCUCUUCAUUCACGAAACACCUUGGACCGAGGACUUGCGCUUAUAUCAUUCCCGGAGGUACCAUGAGGACAGCCCCGGCUAUGUAUUUAGGGCAAACCCAGAGGAUGCCAAUGCAGAGUCUCGAGAGGUUAGAAAGAGAGCCCUCGAUGACUCGCUUGAUGCUGUGGUCAAAGCCAUUUGCUCGGAGAAAGAUGUUUCGUCGAUUCAUUCUCUCGAUAUUUGUCAGCUUCCCCUUUUGGGUAUCACUCAUCUCUACCUCAACCAGAAUCCCAUGAUCACAGCGGAAGGCUUCAAGUUGAUUAUUGAGUCUGGAUUCGAGCAGCUGCAGCGGUUUGAGUGCGACUCAAUGCUGUUUAUUACGAACGGCGACAUGUCUCGAUACAACGAGUACUACCACGAGUCCAGGGCCGUACCAUCAUCCGUAUCUGGCUGCAAGAACCAGGCGAUAUCCGGCAUCUUGGGUCUCUCUCAUCUGUUUCGCCCUGUCUUUUCAAACCUGCAAAUCUUACGUAUUCAUCACUCUCUUGUCACAAAUUUACCCUCGUUGGUGGGAUUUGAUGAUCUAUCUGCCAUGGAGAAGAUAUGGUUCGCCGAAACCUUCCUUCUCCCUCGAGCCGAUCUAGUCUUUCCCAACCCCUUCUACCCAGACAUGAACCCCAGACUGAGGUCCCUGACCUUGACGCACAUCCCACGGUACUCUACCGGGCCUCUGAUCGAGAGACUCAAGGGAUUGUUGAAAGCUGCAUGGUUCCAGGAACAGACAAUUGCCAAACUGAGGGCAGAGUAUCGCCGUGUCCAAUCACGCUAUCAACCUCCGCUGCUGCCCGGAUUGCGCAAGAUCAUCCUCGAGUUUGACCCCGACCCGCGUGAGAAGCAAGGGCAGGGCCAGACGGGAACUGAUGGACUCGAGGGAUUUGAUGCCGAAGCCUUGCUCAACAGCGGUGCUACUGAGGAGUUUGGCACGUUUGGGGGAUUUACUCGCAGCAGCAACAGCUACGGCACAAGCGGUCCAUCAACGUCGUCUGCUGUGAGACAUGUCAAUGCCAACAACAACGGCGUGACAAUGUUCCGGCGGCAACAACCGCAAAACAGCUCAGAGUUGGCCCGACUGGCCGCCGAGACACCGUGGGUCCGAGCGGUGCUACAGUCCCGACACCAGCAAUGGCCACAGGAAGUUGAACGACGGGCGCAUGAGAAGCUUGAUUGGAAUCAGCCCAUUUACGUGACGUCGAUCUCGCGGGCGCCUGGGAAGACCAAGGUAUUCGUUGGGUAUCACCAGGACGGUCACAGCCGACCGGUGUCUAUAAACUCAACCAACAAUGGUGUAUCGUCUGGACUGGCAUCAUCACCAGUUCAGGACCCGUACCAUCCAUCGCAAUCCCCCUACCAUUCACAAGAACAAGCCCGAGAACCACGAACGUCUCCUUCAUUGCCAGUAUCAACACACUCCUUACCCCCCGAACCACCCGCCUACACGGCUUUACCUACUCCAGGCCCAUCCACCCCAUUACCACUCCCAGCCUCCACCACGUCCACCACCUCGCCUUCUUCACUACCACCACCACCACCACCACCAUCACCACCAGAAACCCCACAACUACUAACCCCAAUUCCCCCCUGCUACACCUCCUUCCCCUACUUCCUCUCCCCCGAAGAGAAACAAGCCUCCCUAACCACUUACAACCUUCUCCUCUCACGCGUCCUGUGGUUACAUCCAAACAGCGUCCAUAAAAAGUUCAGCGACCCUGGCUACAGGCCUGAUCCGCCAGCUGGUCCUGCUGGUCCUGCUGGUUUCACUGCUAGUAUCAAUGCUUUCAGCCGUUUCAACGCUUCCGAUGUCUUUGGUGCUUAUGAUGGUAGUAGUGUUGGUGGUCCUAGUGCUUUUGAGCAGCGAUGUAAGGAGGAGCUAUUACGAGUCUUGUUUCAUCCCAUCAUGGCUGCGACGCCGAGUAUGGUUAGGGCGGGGGUGCCAACGCAGUUGUUGCCUAAGCAGCAGCAGCAGCAGCUGGGGCAGGUGGGGCAAGGCCAUGGUCAUGGUGUGCGUAGUGAAUACUUGGAUCAUGUACUCUAUAAUCGACUUCAUGAUUACGACGGAGAGAGGUUGGCAAGGAUACGUCAAGCUCCGGCUGCGGGAGGAGGUCAGCAAGCUGCUGCGGAAGAAGACGAACGGUUAGAAGAGUCGAUGGAUGAGCAGCUGCUGGAAGAGACACGUCGAGCUGAGAGAUUUCAAGCACAAGCUGCGGCGGAAAGUCAAGAUGCGGGAGGUCAACAACCCCAAGAAAGAGGAGGACGAGGCCCAGUAACAAAUAGGCAUGGUGGUGGGCAGUUGGAUGGUCGCGGCGGUGGAAGUAAGGACUCCGGGGGUAGAGGUAUGUCGAGCGAAAGAAAGGCUGCUGCUGCUGCUGCUGCUGGUGAUGAUGGUGAUGGUGAUGGUGAAUACAGCAGCAGCGAAGGAAACAUUGGAACCAGGGAUACCUCCUCUACCUCUAUCUCUACCUCCACCUCCACCUCUACAAGUACGACGGAAAGGAGGAGCGCAGCAGCGGCAAGCAAAAGAGACCUCCUGAGAAAAGAGAUGCGCCGUCCUACAAAGGAGGAACUAAAGCAGAUGAAGGAUGUUAUUGAGGAGCUUAAGAAGUUUAGGGGGUUGACUGGUGGUGGUGGUUGUGGUAGUGGUGGUGGUAGUGGCCACGAGAGCAAGGCGAAGGGGAAGGGGAAGGGGAAACAAAAGGCCGUGAACGGGGAUGGGGAUGGGGAUGGGGAUGGGAAUGGUGACGACGAGGGUGAAGAAGGUGAGGAAGAUGAUGAUGAUGAUGAUGACAGCAAAUGGGCAGGUAAACAUUGGAUGGGCGAGUUGAAGGUUAUUAGGAAACUACCGGAUGGAGGAGGAGGGUUUUAG